Molecule: messenger RNA, 3618 nt
Organism: Cynoglossus semilaevis (tongue sole)
Lineage: Eukaryota; Metazoa; Chordata; Actinopteri; Pleuronectiformes; Cynoglossidae
Product: palmitoyltransferase ZDHHC3
Exons: 9
Coding region: 64-993 (309 amino acids)
Molecular function (GO): palmitoyltransferase activity
Source: RefSeq, a predicted model, not a curated record
CUCUGAUUCUGUCACUGACGUCAUGCGGAAAGACGCACACAAGUGGGCGGGGCCUGUAGCAAGAUGGCGUCCUUACGCUGUAGACGAGACCCGUGCGGCGUCAUCUGCCUGAUUUUGACUUAUUUUAGCGUAUUCUACGCGGACUAUGUGGUCAUUCAGUAUGUCCUUAUUCCCACCUACACGGGAAGUGUGUGGUGCUCUCUACAUGGAUCCGUCUUUAACCUGAUCCUGCUGCUCCUCCUGGCCUGUCACUCCAAAGCGGUCUUCUCUGAUCCUGGAAUGGUUCCCCUUCCAGACACAGCCAUCGACUUCUCGGACCUUCGCUCACAGUCAUCUCGAAUAAGCGAGCGAGGCUGUGAAGGCUGGACCGUCUGUAGUCGCUGUGAAACCUACAGACCUCCCAGGGCUCAUCACUGCCGUGUCUGUCAGAGGUGUAUACGACGUAUGGACCAUCACUGUCCAUGGAUUAAUAACUGUGUCGGGGAGUUAAACCAGAAGUAUUUCAUCCAGUUCCUCUUCUACACUGGAAUUGCCAGUCUCUACUCCCUGAUGCUCGUUGUGUCUGCUUGGAUUUGGAGGAUCAGGAACGAGAGAGAAGACGCAGAUAAAGAAGGAGAGGAGUCGCCCAGUAAACACCUCAUUGUAGCUCAUUACAUCAUCCUGCUGGUUGAGUCAGUGCUGUUUGGUGUUUUUGUCAUGGUCAUCUUCUACGAUCAGCUGGUCUCCAUUAUCACAGACGAGACGCCCAUCGAGCACAUGAAGAAUAGACUGAUGAUCAAAGACCGAGGAGCUUCUUCUUCCUCAUCUUCCUCCUCCUCCUCCUCCUCCUCACAGCCGGCCCAUCAUUCCUCUCACACACGGAAACCAAAGAUUGCUCUGCUGCGGGAGGUGUUUGGAAGAGGUUCAGUGUUUUGUUGGCUUCUUCCUCUUCACUCCAACCCUCCAUCCGUCGGAGGCAUCUCCUACUCUGCCCUGCCUGACUACGAUGUCUGAGCUCCACAGAGUACCACAAAGGUUUACCCUGUGUGUGUGUGUGUGUGUGUGAGUGACUUUCUACAGAUACGGUGUGUAUAUAUAUAUGUGUGUGUGUGUGUCCUGUGAAAAGUGUUUCAACGACCAGCAUCAGUUUGUUUUUUAAACAAUCUUUUUUGUAUAUAACACUGAUUGAAGUGUAUCAUCUUCAGAGGUUUUUCUGAAGCUGGUUCAUUUCACAGCCCUGCUGCAGAUUGGAGAUAAAGACUUUGAUUUUAAAACAAUUUCACAGAUUCAUAUGAUAAACUACAAACAUAUUUUGUUCACUCUACAUAGUUGAAUCUGGCUGUAAAUUGACCAUUCAGUGAAUAUUUUCCAUAGUGAUUAGUGGUACAUGAGCCCUGAUGGUUCAACAUGGAGGGAUUCAAGCCUGUUGUGUUUUAUUUACCUGUAUAUUUGGUUUUUGUUUUAUAACAAUGGUGCAUUUAAAGGGAUUUUUUUGUCUCAAUAGUAUUUAAGCUAGGUGGCGCUGUGGCACAUGCAUUUUCUCUUGAGACUUUUUUUGUCUGUGAAACACAAACAACUUACUGAAACGUAAAUACUGAAAGUAACGGUGACCAAGGAUGACCGAGACCAAGAUAUUGUUUUGUGCAGUUUUGUUUUAAUGAUUUUCGUUUUCUUCCUGAUCUAUGUCCAAAACACAGCUUUAACAGCUUGGCACUGAUUUCCCCCUCCUGAUCUCUGAUGAUUUUGAUGAUGCAAUUUUCCCAAAUGUUUAUCAGAACUAAAGGAAUACUUUUUGGUAGCGAUCCUGGGAUCAGACCCAGAAAUAAUCGUCAACCUCAGUGAAUAUUGGCCCACUCUCAUUUUUCUCAUUUUGUAAAUUAUUCGUUUAUUUUAACGUUAGCAUUAAUGAUGUUGUCUGUCCAUCUUUGGCAGGAAAAUGUGUGGGUCAUGUGAUUUUUGUCCACAGAUUAUUAUUUGUAUUUAUUUUUGCCAUGAAAGAAUUCGAACUGUUUACUGAUCUACAACACACUAGAACUCAGCUUCACUACUGGGUUCUGCUUCAGCUGAAGGACGUUCUUGUUAAAUUAUUGUUAUUUCUGUUCACUCUUUACUACAUGUACAGUACAUUUGUGUGUAUUUUUUAUACUAUGACCAGUGAAGUUGCCUUUUUUAAAAAUUGAUUAACUGUCAAAUUUGCAGCUUUAAUAAUUUAAUAUUUAAAAUGUAAAUAUCAGGUGUGUAAAGGUAAAGCACAAUUUUUAUAAACAACUUCCAUUAUAAUUUAGAUAGAACGACAAAGUGAAGUACUGCAAUUUACUCAAAAGUAUUCAAAACUCUGGUCAAUUCAUGAACUCAAAGUUCAUGCUAUGGAUGGUUCCAUGAACGACAUGCACCUCCACAAGGGGUUUAUAGUAUAAGGUAGAAAAAAAACCUCUGACUUUCUAUGACCCAAAACAGUUCCAGCUCUAUAAGUGGGACUGUCUGGGAGAACUGUGGGUUGAGUUUGCAGGAUGCAGCCUCCACAUUUGAUUUUUAGUCCCCAGAUAAAUGUUGACUAAUGGAACAGUCAAAAUAAAAGUCACACCAAGAUCAAAUGUUAAGUUGUUACAAACCUAAGUGUUGUUAGUUUUUCCAUCACAGAACAACUUUUCAGUAUUGUGUGGAGAGUUGAAGGCAGCUUCACCACUGUUUGUUUUAAUUGUAAAGAAAAGUUUUAUAUCGACAAUGUGCAAUUUUCCAGACGGGAGGGAAACUGAACGCUGAGUUACUUGACUUUAUUGUUUUGGUUUAUUUUUUUUCUUCCUAAACUUCACUGUCAAACCAAUACCAGCUGUGGAAUCGAAUCCCUGGACCCUGACUAAACCCCUGUGGACAAACAGGAAACUACACCACUGUCACACUGGACUCUCUCUCCUGCAGAGAUUAGUACCAGGAAUAUGGACAGCACCACAAACUACGAACAAUACCAGAGAGUAAUUAUCUUUUUACUUCAAAGGAGCCCAGACAGAUCUAGAGCCUGGAGCAGGAGGAACUUGAAUGGGCAAAGUUAUAUCAGUACCAGGGACUGUUUUUCCCCUGCAGGUACUUUUACCAGUAACUGUGUCUUUUCACUCUAGGAACUAGUUUCAGAACUGGGAAUUAAGAAGUGUAUCAGGAAUGGUUUGUAAAUUUGCUGCAGGUGUUGCAGUACCAAAGACGUCCAGAGGAGUUUAGGCUAGUGCCGUGAGCCUGAGAACCCACGGCUACUGUACUCGCUGAAUGUUCUGUUUCUGGAGCUGGGACUUUUUUGGGGGUGCUCCUCAACCUUACUAGUACUUUCAGUACCUGGUCACUGCAGUUGAAAACCAAACAGUUCUGUGUGCUCUUCCAGGUUCUCAGCACUAGUCCCUUCAGUGAGAACUGAAAAUAGUUCUUGAACAAAUGUUACAAAGAUGAAAACGGUCUGUUUUUGAAGUCUCGUUGAGAAAACCUGAGCAUUUUCAUCCUAGAGCGGUUUUCUCUCACAAACAAGUGAAAACAGAAUUUUAUUAUCAGUUGUUUUGUUGAAAAAUGUUUACACUCUGACGAUAAACUGUGUUUUUAAACUUGGCAUCUGCUGCUGCUCCUCAACCGGAAGUAAAAGUGACGUCUUAAAAUGUC